Molecule: messenger RNA, 3316 nt
Organism: Ipomoea nil (Japanese morning glory)
Lineage: Eukaryota; Viridiplantae; Streptophyta; Magnoliopsida; Solanales; Convolvulaceae
Exons: 20
Coding region: 242-2965 (907 amino acids)
Source: RefSeq, a predicted model, not a curated record
UUCCCCUUUUCCUCUUUAGUUCUGGGACAUCUCUCUUCCUUUUGGGGUGUUUCCUGGUUUUCCCAGAAUUUCAAGAGCUGCUUCUCUCUCAUGGCCGCCUGACUCUACAUCUUUACUCUCUCUCUCCUUCUAAAACUUCUUUUCUACAGCAGAGAGUAAUUUUCUCAUAUUUAGACACAGGGAAUUCUUGUGCUUAAACAUAUCUCUAUCAAAAUCCGGGGUUUUUAAGAGGUAGAAAUAAAUGUUUCUUCCGAUAUUAAAUAUUCCUGGAGAGAUAUCGAGAAGGGAAGCUUUUCGAAUGGAGAAAAUUGAAGAGUCAGGUAGCCCUGGUUGGGGUGCAUCAUUAUACCAGACCACUGAAGAUGUUGCAAAAGCUGUUGCUGCUGCUGCAGCUGCUGUUCGGGCCCCCAGGCCUUCUGUGGUAUAUUCAGCCAAAGAUGACACUGGUAGCCCAAUGAAGAAACUUCAGAAUCAAGUUUCUAAAUUGAUUAAAGGUUUAUCAAGUCCUCCUGAAGCAAAAAGUAGACUUUACAACCCAGAAAUAUUAACUAGCCAAAAACGCCAAUGGGCCAACUUUCAGUUGCAAUCUCUGGAUCACAGAGUUUGGAAAGAACCAUCAAGGCUUUUUGAAAGCAUGGUAGUUGUUGGACUUCAUCCUAAUUGUGAUAUUCACGCACUUCAAAGCCUUUACUUUUCAAGAAAGUCUGAAGGUUCAGGAAGAUUUAGAAGUGCUCUCAGUGGUCAGCAUCAUUCACGUGUGGAACCCAACCUUGAGCCUCAGGUCUUGUUUGUAUACCCUCCAGAAAAACAACUUCCAUUGAAGUACAAGGAUCUUCUUUCAUUCUGUUUCCCAGCUGGAGUAGAGGUUCAUGCUGUUGAAAGAACUCCUUCAAUGAGUGAGUUAAAUGAAAUACUUUUAGGGCAGGAACACCUGAAACAAAGUGAUCAGUCAUUUGUAUUUAGGCUGCAGGUUGCUGAUAAUUCAACUCUUUAUGGUUGCUGCGUAUUAGUUGAAGAAAUUGUUCAAAAACCCUCUGGAUUGAUUUCAAUGAUGUCAGAAGGCCAGCCGUCUCACAAUGGCUUGAGUCGCCAUAUUUUGACUACACGCCGUUGUUAUUGUAUUCUUUCCAGGCUUCCAUAUUUUGAACUCCAUUUUGGUGUACUGAAUAGCAUCUUCAUUGAGGAGAGGUUGGAGCGGUUAACAAAACAAAUUGGUGAUCUUGAUAUCAAUCCUUCCACACUUUUUGAUAAAGACGAUUUUGAAGAAAAAUCUUCUAUCACUUCAUUGGACGAUAGGGAACACAACCUGUUGGAUGGAACUCCUUACAAUUCUCAGUUAAGCACAUGCGAAUCUGUUACCGUGAUAAACAUCAAUGAGAGAUCUCAUGCGGAACAUGAAAGUUUAGAAGGGUGCAUCUCCUCUUCAAAGGGAACUAGUUGUGAUAAUGCUGUUCCAGUUGACGGUGACAUACAGAAGCAUCACGAGACUGAAGUUGACAUAUACCCUUCAGAGGAAGCUAGCAGUGGUGACAUAGAGAAACAGCAUGAGAUUAAAGGGGAUGCCUCAUCUUCAAAGGAAGCUAGCAGCAGUGACUUAGAGAAACAGCAUGAGACUGAAGGGGAUGUCUACUCUUUAAAGGAAGCUAGCUGCGGUGACACACAGAAACAGCAUGAGACUAAAGGAGAUGUAUCCUCUUCAAAGGAAGCUAGCGACAGUAAUGAUGUUCCAAUUGAUGGUGACAUAGAGAAGCAUCAUGAUAGUAAGGGAGAUGUAAUUGGAUCAGAAAGACUUGAUUCUGAUACUUGUGAAGAUGAUAACAAACAUUUGGUUGAGAGGAGUCUGCCAAAUGCUGUUUUGCCACUUUUACGAUAUCAACAAUAUGAGAGCUCAGACUCUUCAUAUAGCAGUUUCCAGGGCUCUCCUAGUGAAGAUAGGCAUUUCAGGAGUGACAUUGAUGAAGCAGAGACAGAAGUAUCUUUUUCAGGCCGAGAUGAAUCCAGUCAAAAUAGUGAUAUACUUGAAUGGGCCAAGGACAGUAACCAUGGCUCCUUGCAAAUAAUAUGUGAGUACUACAAGCUACAGCUCCCAGCAAGUGGUUCAACAAUUAAGUUUCACCCUCUGGAUCACUUACAUCCUUUAGAAUACCAUAGACCUGAUGAAACAGUUUUACAUGUUGCUGGAUCUACUAUUGACUUAAAAUCAUGCAGCACAAGUUUGGAACUGGCAGAGGUUCACAAUGCUCUCAUGGUGGAAGAGGAGGCGAAUGCUUUGUCUGUCUGGGCCAUUGCAUGUUUAUGUGGUUCCUUGCGUCUGGAGCAUGUCUUAACUUUGUUCGCAGGGGCUCUCUUGGAGAAGCAAGUUGUAGUAGUUUGUUCGAAUUUGGGCAUAUUAUCUGCUUGCAUUAUGGCCAUUAUUCCACUGAUUCGUCCCUACCAGUGGCAGAGCUUGUUAAUGCCGGUUUUGCCAAAUGAUAUGUUGGACUUUUUGGAUGCACCUGUUCCCUAUAUUGUAGGCGUAAAGAACAAAAACUCUGAAUUGCAGUCGAAGUUAACAAAUGUUGUUCUUGUAGAUGUGAACAAGAAUCAGAUGAAGUCGCAUUCAAUACCACAAUUACCCCAACAAAAGGAACUAUACGCAUCCUUAAUUUCGUACCAUGGAAAACUUGUGGGAGAGAGUUUCUUGGGAAAGAAAAGGCCAGUUUAUGAGUGUACUGAUGUGCAGGCUGAAGCUGCUAAGGGUUUCCUAAGAGUGCUGCGGUCUUACCUGGAUUCACUUUGUUCUAGUCUUCGCUGUCACACAAUUACCAAUGUUCAAUCAAAUAAUGAUAAGGUAUCAUUGCUCUUGAAGGACAGUUUCAUCGAAUCUUUCCCCUAUCGAGAUCGACCUUUUAUGAAGCUCUUCGUGGACACACAACUCUUCUCCGUACAUACAGAUUUUGUACUUUCUUUCUUCCAAAAAGAAUAGGGCGAUGUACAAGGUUGUUUGGCAGUGUGACAGUGGAACGCAAGUUCUAUUGCAAUCUGUAUUAUCAUUAUAUGAUUAGUAUUAGUAUUAUUCUUAACAUAAAAUUUUUGUUUAAUCAUAUGUCAUAGAAUGUCACCUUUCUCCUUGCUCUGUUACAAAUAUUGCAUGCAUUUUUCCAAUGUUGUCCACAAAUGUGAGGUCAAUUUGGGAAAUUUUGCUUGGGAUUAUAAGUAGCUAAUGCUUCCCACGAUCAUAUGGCAUCACUGAAAGAAUCGCAUUAGUUGUUGAUAGAUCAUUUGAUGAACCAAUAACGAUGAGGAGAUGGACCCUAAUCCUAGACAUCCUUUGAGU